AUGCGAACCAUUCCGGUUGCUCUCAACCCUGGUGAAUCCCAGAAUGCUUAUGAAGCACAGUUUCAAAACUGGGUGGAGUUACCGUCCUAUAACGCUCUUAGAGCUAGUUUCUCUGAAACCGAUAUUCGUUUGGAGAGACGCUUGCGCUUGGACUUCGCAAAGUCAAAAGCUAGACGUCAGCUCCCGGGACCUCGUCCCCAGCGUCAUGAGGUGUCUACACAUCCUGCUCCCGCUGCGAGCACCGUUGCUCGUUCUCUCGAGCCGGCUGCUCCAGCCACUGGUCAGAGCCUGAGCUCAGCUGCCGACCUGUCUUCUUCCCACUCUAGUGGGAAGAGCUCAGCGCCUGGCGACGCUGUCGCACGCCAUGGUGGCGUUCCAGCACCGGAUGUGCCCGAUCAUAAGCGUCCACGACGUCAGGGCAAUCUUGCCGGAGGGGAACCUCAACCUCCCAAGAGUUAUGUGAGUGAGAAUAACCCCUCCACUUCACAAGAUAUUGGGUAUGACCCUGGCGACAUCGUCGCGCCACAAGCCGUUCCACAUGGUAGUGGAGCUCCCUUUGCUCAUCGAGCAGAGCAUGAGGAGGGCGACCUGCCGCUGGAUUCUCGCGCUGCGAGCUUCGUGGACGAAUGA
This is a messenger RNA of Phytophthora nicotianae INRA-310, 630 nucleotides long. RefSeq lists its product as hypothetical. The coding region runs from base 1 to 630 and encodes 209 amino acids. The record is from RefSeq and is a predicted model, not a curated record. Lineage: Eukaryota; Oomycota; Peronosporomycetes; Peronosporales; Peronosporaceae. The transcript has 2 exons.